ACGGAAGAGGAGAUUUCAGCAGAAACAACAACACAGACGGGGGGAUAAACGCUGAUAUAAACUGCUUAUUUCUCUUAUUUUAGUCGUUCUCUCUCCUCCCGUCGGCCCAGUAAUGGACGGACCUGUUAGAGCAGCUUCAGACGCCUCGGCCGGACCUCCGCCGUAUUUUAGAGGAAAUGAAAGCUCCCUGGUGUCAGCCCUCAAGACACUGCUGUUCUUCACCAUCCUCAUGGUCACGCUGCCCAUCGGACUGUAUUUUGCAUCAAAGGCAUACAUCUUUGAGGGUUCGAUGAAGAUGUCGAGCUCCGACAGCUACUUCUAUGCAGCCAUCGUGGCAGUGCUGGCCGUGCAUGUGGUUUUAGCUUUGUUUGUUUAUGUGGCCUGGAACGAAGGCACGCCUAAAGGCAAGGGCAAACAUGAUUAAGGCUCGUCCUUAUCAGCUCAUAAGACCGGCAGAGAUGGACUGACGCAGGCAGGAACCCGCAGCCCCACCACCACCACCACCGCCGCCGCCGUCACCACCGCGGGCUUCAACACUUAACACAGCGUCAUCUACAAACCCUGUCUGGUUUGUGCUUAGGCUUUAACCCAAGGUUAAAGCAUGAAACUACUGUAUUUUGCCUGGCAUGGGCGAGUGGAGGCUGUUGGGUGUGUUUUCUCACCAGCAUCAGCAGGCCCGCUUUUUGACUCUUUUGUUCUCUGAAAAAUGUUACUUUUGUUGACAGAGGACAGCCCCUAUUUUUAAGAGGCUUUGUCAUAAGCUGCCAUUCGGCGAAGCGCUGUAAGUCCCAUCACAGUCAUGGUUUGUCAUGUCGGAAAACAUCUUGGGUGUUGACUGAUGCGUGUGUGUCCACGCACAGUUUGUAUAAUGUACACUGUGUAUGUAUGAAGGAGUUGAUUCCUAAAUACCUAAUAUCCAUUCUACUGAUAAUUCUGUCCUCAAAUUUCAGUUCUUAUCUGCAUCAAUUCAGUGACGACUCUUAACGUCAGCAUAAACCCGUAAUGUCUUUAACGUCCACCCUGUAUUUUGGAACAAAACCUUUAUGUCUUGUCUUCAGAAUUGUCUCAUUCAAGUGUUUUUCUUUCUGGUUUAAUGUGUUCCUGUGAUGUAGUUCAGUGACAUUGUGGGAUUUUGAGUUAGGAAAUUAUUGCAACAUCCAAACUGUAUUUAAAUAUGUGUUUUGUAUUGAAGAUGUUUGGUGAUAUGAGAAUGUAGAUGUCCGUAAGGUUGGUAUGCUGCAGAUUAGAGCGUUGAAUUGCUUAAAUAAACUCGACAAAUUCUAACUUUGA
Molecule: messenger RNA, 1290 nt
Organism: Stegastes partitus (bicolor damselfish)
Lineage: Eukaryota; Metazoa; Chordata; Actinopteri; Pomacentridae
Gene: vma21
Product: vacuolar ATPase assembly factor VMA21
Exons: 3
Coding region: 113-424 (103 amino acids)
Biological process (GO): vacuolar proton-transporting V-type ATPase complex assembly
Cellular component (GO): endoplasmic reticulum membrane
Source: RefSeq, a predicted model, not a curated record